AUGCGGCGGCAUAGCCUCUCCUGCUUUGGCCUUCUUGGUGCCUUAACGCUGUUCUUGUUGCUUGACUCCACAGUUAGAGAAUUCGUGACGGAUGACACGACGGGUAGCACACACGUGACGAAUCACCCUCAGGUAUUCCUUCCCCACCCGAUCGGUCUGCAGUCUGCCCCUUCCUUGCAAGCAUCGGCAUGCACACGUUUUUUAUAUAACGCGUCGUCGAAGGAAUUGGCGGGAAACGGCCGUGCGCUGCUUGCAUUGCUUCUUACAAGUUUACAGUAUCAUGGUGUGAGGCGGUUGAAAGAGACUCUUCCUACUUGGAUGGAUAACUUCUUGGUGGCACAGGGCAACGUGGAUAUGGUGAUUUUCUAUGCUUAUUCCACGGUAACUGCUGCGCGGUUGGUGGAGACAUUCGGCCUCGCAAAGGCUUCCACGGGGCAAUUGACUUCCCUUGAAAUUCAAUUCCGCAAUUUGCGGGCUGACGUCGCUGCAGAUGUGUCCCUGACAGCAGAGGAGUGGGCGUCCCUGGGGGAUGGAUAUUUUUAUUUGCCGUCAGUGCAGCCAAUGUUUGUGUUUCGUUUAGUUCCCGUGAACGUGACCUUUCCACUCUACAUUCAGGCAAACAGGUCGCUGCUGGAGGAUCCGACGUGGUUGCGUUGUGGUUGUCCACCGUUCUGCCCGCUGCACCGAUCGCCGCCGGAGUACAUUCAAGGCACACGAUGGUAUUCGCACGCACUUUUUGAUCAGCCGAUUGUGCGGCGCUACAGUUUCUGGGUGAAGCUAGACGUUGACGUGGCAUUUUUUUUGCGGCUGCAAAACAAUCUCGUGCAUCUGCUCCUGUCAAGUGGUCGACUGCUGGGACACACCGGUUACACCUACAAUGGUCACGGCUGCAGCGACGAGUUGCAGGACGCGAUAUGGAAGUUUCUGAGAAGUCACAACACACAGGCAGUGAGCGCUAGCCAAGACUGGUGGUUAUCUGAUGACAGAACAUAUUACACCAACUUUGUUGUGGGGUCCGUUAACUUUUUUCUUCAGCCUGCGGUACGGGAAUUGACGGCCUACCUAAACGAGUACCGUGACGGCUUCUUUAAGCACCGCUGGACGGACCAAAGUCUCCUUCAUAAGGUUAUGGGUGUCUUUUGCGGCCCGCACGAAGCGACUUUUUCUCUCAACUGGGAGAAAUUGCGGUGCUCAAAGAAGCGAACCACACCGGACGCCGUGUUUUACCACAGCAAGCGAAGGAAGCGAAUUCGUCCAGGGAAACCUUGUCGAUUGUAA
This is a messenger RNA of Trypanosoma rangeli, 1278 nucleotides long. RefSeq lists its product as uncharacterized. The coding region runs from base 1 to 1278 and encodes 425 amino acids. The transcript has a single exon. Lineage: Eukaryota; Euglenozoa; Kinetoplastea; Trypanosomatida; Trypanosomatidae. Gene Ontology annotation, molecular function: alpha-1,2-mannosyltransferase activity. Gene Ontology annotation, biological process: protein N-linked glycosylation; cell wall mannoprotein biosynthetic process. The record is from RefSeq and is a predicted model, not a curated record. Gene Ontology annotation, cellular component: membrane; Golgi apparatus.